UUGUGUCGCACUGUUCCUGUGUUCCCUCCAGGAGGCAGAGGAGCUCUUCUAUAGUUACUGCAUGGAAAGUUCAAGUCCUCCAAAAAACACAGGAAAACAUUGGUUUGACAUUGUGUGGUUUACACCAGGAAGCCUACUUCUCCAGAAAGAGUGUUAACAAUAACCAAGGAAAGUGACAGUACCUGAAACUUUUGGCUAUUAUACCAAAUCAGAGAAUCCAUCUCCUCCAACAUGGCAGGUAAGAAAGUGCUCAUCGUCUAUGCACACCAAGAACCCAAGUCUUUCAAUGGGUCCCUGAAGAAAGUGGCUGUUGAAGAACUGAGCAAGCAGGGAUGCACAGUCACUGUGUCUGAUUUAUACAGCAUGAACUUUGAGCCAAGGGCCACGAGAAACGAUAUUACUGGUGCCCUCUCUAAUCCUCAAGUCUUCAAUUAUGGGACAGAAACCUAUGAAGCCUACAAGAAGAAAGCUCUGACCAGUGAUAUACUUGAAGAGCAGAGAAAGGUGCAAGAAGCUGAUCUCGUGAUAUUUCAGUUUCCACUAUACUGGUUCAGCGUUCCAGCAAUCCUAAAAGGUUGGAUGGAUAGGGUGCUGUGCCAAGGGUUUGCCUUCGAUAUCCCAGGCUUUUAUGACUCUGGUUUUCUCAAGGGUAAAUUAGCCCUCCUUUCCUUAACCACGGGAAGUACAGCAGAGAUGUACACAAAAGAUGGGGUCAGUGGAGAUUUCCGGUACUUCCUGUGGCCACUUCAGCAUGGUACAUUGCACUUCUGUGGAUUUAAAGUUCUUGCCCCCCAGAUCAGUUUUGGUCUUGAUGUUUCAUCAGAAGAAGAAAGAAAAGUGAUGCUGACAUCAUGGGCCCAGCGGCUGAAGAGCAUCUGGAAGGAAGAACCCAUCCACUGCACACCCCCUUGGUACUUCCAAGAGUAACAUUUUGUGCUCUGAGUACACCUGACAAGCAACACAGUGAGAGACCUAAAGCAUGUGCAAAGAGAAGGUGGUGUUGUAUCCUGAGAUGUAUUUAACAGUGCCCACCAAUGAGUGUCUUCAGUUUAAUACAACUAGAUCAGAUAUUUCAAAAAUCA
Messenger RNA from Mus pahari (shrew mouse), 1082 nucleotides. It is a transcript of the gene Nqo2, whose product is annotated as N-ribosyldihydronicotinamide:quinone reductase 2. The record is from RefSeq and is a predicted model, not a curated record. Bases 232 to 927 code for a protein of 231 amino acids. Gene Ontology annotation, molecular function: NAD(P)H dehydrogenase (quinone) activity. Lineage: Eukaryota; Metazoa; Chordata; Mammalia; Rodentia; Muridae. Gene Ontology annotation, cellular component: cytosol. The transcript has 8 exons.